AUGUCAGUGAGCAUCGACAGCAGCGUCACAGGAGUAACGCCAACUCAAGAUGAAGAUCGGGAGUAUCUUCAAACCGAGUUAAAGAAGCUGAAAGUCCUUAAGAAGACGAUAGACGCGAGCGUCGGAGAAUUGAACGCCGAGAAUCAUAUCUUCUGUCUACGCAACAGUUGUCCAGUCAAGGAGCCUUCUCACGAAACCGGUCGAUACCAACGGAUGUUCAGACUCCAGGAAGAAGCCCGGGAUAUUGCUAGUGAGAUCAACCACCGUAUGACGCGGUAUGCAGCGGCGCAGUGUCUCCCUAUCUGCACUAUGGUCUGCGACAAACUACCCCGCGAGCUUCGCGACAUGAUAUACCAAUACAUCAUUGGGGAGUCGAUCGUGAGGAUUGAUAAGGAGGUACUGAAAUCUUUCCUCUUUUGUUCCGAAAUCGGUGUCACGCCCAUGGUCCCCGCAGGGUUCCCAAACCGCACCAAUAUUGCCUACGAGCACCUCUGGGAUCAUGACUACUCCGGCAAGCUCUUCUACUCCGAGCUUAUCGAGGCCUGGUACCGCACUACAACAUUCUCCUUCGUCGAAUGUCGUCUCAUCCCGGACUUCCUCAACGAUCCGCGCUUCGGCUACGGCGUACUACCGCGUGAGUGGGUGCGCAAUAUCAAGAUCAUCAGGAUUACGACAACGGAGAGCGUCCUCUCUAUAUACAGGGGAGAAGAGAAAGCAUUUAACAUCAAGACCGGCGAUCUCCAUAAUCUCAAAGACAUGCCCAAGCUAACGGGCGUUAUAUUCGACUUUGAUGCAGCUUUUACGUCACUUCCUACGUAUCACGACAACUACAGGCGAUUUGUAUUGACGGAUCUGAAGGAAAUGUUUCCGAAGAUUCAAGAUCUACUAGAUAGGGAGUGUAGGGUAUCGGUAAUGUUCUCCAGUAUGGGGCCGCUUGAAAUGCGAAGGGAUGAGCUUACUUCUCAAAUAUGGGAGGAUAAGCUGGAGGCUAUCAGGCCUGAUUAG
Molecule: messenger RNA, 1005 nt
Organism: Alternaria ethzedia
Lineage: Eukaryota; Fungi; Ascomycota; Dothideomycetes; Pleosporales; Pleosporaceae
Exons: 2
Coding region: 1-1005 (334 amino acids)
Source: RefSeq, a predicted model, not a curated record